Oppiella nova is the source of this 766-nucleotide messenger RNA. Lineage: Eukaryota; Metazoa; Arthropoda; Arachnida; Sarcoptiformes; Oppiidae. The record is from the annotation of a GenBank genome assembly.
AUACAUAAAGAUGUCGAGUCCUUAUUUAAAUAAUAUGAUAAUAAUCGGAUGCAUACUUACGUAUACGAGCGCACGGGCAUGGGUUCUCAUGUCUGGCUUCACACUCGCAUUUGGAAGUAUGUUCAGUAAGACGUGGAGAGUUCACGCGAUCUUCACAAACAUUAAACUCAAUAAAAAACUCAUUAAAGACUACAAAUUAUUUAUGGUGGUCGCGGUACUGGUGUUCAUUGAUGUGGCCACUCUCACUACUUGGCAAAUAGUCGACCCUUUUUACAGGGAUACACAGAAUGGCACGGCAGAGCCGUCACCACAAAACGAGGACAUUUGGGUGAUUCCCGAAAUGGAGUAUUGCCAGAGCAAGAGAAUGACUAUAUUUUUGGGCUCAAUAUAUGCAUUUGGCAUAUUCCUGGCCUGGGAGACCAGACAUGUUAGCAUUCCAGCGCUUAAUGACUCCAAAUAUAUCGGAAUGAGUGUCUAUAAUGUGGUGAUCAUGUGUGUGAUCGGCGCCGGCCUAUCAUUCCUCAUUAAAGACUACAAAUUAUUUAUGGUGGUCGCGGUACUGGUGUUCAUUGAUGUGGCCACUCUCACUACUUGGCAAAUAGUCGACCCUUUUUACAGGGAUACACACAAUGGCACGGCAGAGCCGUCACCACAAAACGAGGACAUUUGGGUGAUUCCCGAAAUGGAGUAUUGCCAGAGCAAGAGAAUGACUAUAUUUUUGGGCUCAAUAUAUGCAUUUGGCAUAUUCCUGGCCUGGGAGACCAGA